AUGGAGGAGGAACAGGCCGGCCGCCGCGCGACAAGGAGGACGUCUAAACAGAUCGAUAGGGAGUGUGGUGGCGGCGCUAAAAAAACUAAUGCGUCCGUCGCUCGUGGCAUUGGGCAGAAAAAAGCGGCGGCAAAAAAGGUCGCGCGCGGUCAACAGGAGGCCGGCAAGAAAGCGGAAGACAAGGGGCCUAAACCAACGCCACGCAAGCGUGUUUCUACAGUGAACAAAGAUGCGGAUGUUGCCUCUGCUGGAACCGAGCCCGGUCCGAGUAAAGACGGCACCACUGGCGGCAACGAAGAUCCGGGGCGAGGGAGCGCGAGUCUUGCACUCCCGUCGGCGGAGAUGGAGGGAUCGGCGACGGAGGGAAAUCACGGAGGCGAUCCCCGCGCCGAGCAUGCCGCAACCAAGGAGUCCGAGGCGGCGGCAACGCAACACCAUCUGACGCUGCUCCAGCCGACCGUGGUCGAAGUUUCUGCAGCCGUGCUGGAUAAGGACAAGGUGGGGGAGCACGAGUCGGUGGGGCUGGUCGGUGGCUCUCCACCUUCUGGUGGACGAGGGAGGCGUAGGCAGAGGAAGAGCGAUGGGGAGGACGAUUAUGACACCGCCGUGCCCGGGGACCUCAUUACGCGGGCGAAGAGGCGGCAGACGAGCCGACCUGCAGCAAGAAAAGCAUCCGGCGGAAGGAGAGGCAAGAAAGCAGCGACGGGAACAAAGCCGAAACGGGGCGAUGAAGACCCCGGUGAUGCGGAGGAGGAGGAGGAUGAGGAGGAGGAUGCGGAGGGAGAGGAGGAUGAAGAGGAAGCGGAGGAGGAUGACGCGGAUGAGGAGGAGGAGGAGGAGGAGGAUGAGGAGGAGGAGGAGGAGGAGGAGGAGGAGGAGGAGGAGGAGGAGGAGGAGGAGGCAGAGGAGGAGGAGGAGGAGGAGGAGGAGGAGGAGGAGGAGGAGGAGGAGGAGGAGGAGGAGGAGGAGGCAGAGGAGGAGGAGGAGGAGGAGGAGGAGGAGGAGGAGGAGGAGGAGGAGGAGGAGGAGGAGGGUGACGACGAGGAGGAGGAUGUGGAGGAGGAGGAGGAGGAGGAGGAGGAGGAGGAGGAGGAGGCAGCGGAGGAGGAGGAGGAGGAGGAGGAGGAGGAGGAGGAGGAGGAGGAGGAGGAGGAGGAGGAUGUGGCGCCAGUGAAGGGACGGGGCGGGCCGUGA
Molecule: messenger RNA, 1194 nt
Organism: Closterium sp. Naga37s-1
Lineage: Eukaryota; Viridiplantae; Streptophyta; Zygnematophyceae; Desmidiales; Closteriaceae
Source: the annotation of a GenBank genome assembly